Cotesia congregata is the source of this 2889-nucleotide messenger RNA. Lineage: Eukaryota; Metazoa; Arthropoda; Insecta; Hymenoptera; Braconidae. The record is from the annotation of a GenBank genome assembly.
AUGAGUGAGUCUGACGACACCGACAUUUUGUUAUUAAUUCCUCCUGAUUUAUUCACCGUCGCCUCAUCCCAGUCUGAAGAAAGUCUUUUAAACUACCCGCAGUUCAACAACUCCACCGUGGUAUCUGAAAUCCUGGAGCACGUUCAAGCUUUAGAAAACCGCAUCAGUGCUAUUGAAGUUAAAGAUUCCAGUCUGGAGCGUUCGAGCUAUGAUUUGGCUCCAGCAGAGCCUCGGAUUGCUGGAGCUGCUUCUGGGAGUUUCAACACCAACUCCACGGAUUUGUUGAAUGAAAAAAAUUAUCUGGACACGAGAUCAUCCUCCAGUUUGCCUGUCACUAAAAAAGGUUAUUUUAAAUCUUGUAAUUAUAUUCCUGGACCAGGUUCCAGUAUUUCUACGCCAAGCAAUUCUCCCGCUAAAAAGUAUCAAGACUUUGAAUUUCUCAAAACUUCUCCGACGAGACGCUCUGAUUUUCCAGGAGUUAAAAAUGGAGAAGUUAAUUUAAUAAAUUAUAAAACUCAAGAUUUACCGGGACUGUCAUUGAAUAGUUCGAGGGAGAAAAUAGAAUCUCCAAGACAAAAGUUCGAAUUUCCAAAGUCAAUUGUUGAGAGAUCAAAGCUCUGGGAGUCCAAGAAGACUGUAAACACUAGCACACCUAAAAAAGACUUGAGUAAUAAGCCUGAGGAUUUUUUUCUCAAGAAAAAUGAAUGGAAAACUCCUUUGUUAUCGCUGACUGAUUUCUGGACCCCAGAUCCUACUAAAAGUCAAGAUGAGAUCCUCAGGAUUAAAUUAGAAGAGGAAAAAUUUCGACGAGAACACUGCGAGCAGAUGAUUCAAGAACUGCAAAAAAGAUUGCUAGAGCAGCAAGAAAAAAUAGCUGUAGCAAUACGAGUGGAUAAAGACAAAAGUGACACGAUAAUCCAGUUCCAGGAAGUCUGGACUAAAUUCAAGACCCGGUGGGAUAACUUGGAGCAUGAGCACUCCCAAUUGCAAUCGCGGAUCCAAGAUCUGACGGCGGAUAACCAGCAACAGUUGGAGAGUCUCAAUUCAAAGUUGCUCGGCAAAGACGAGGAAAUAAAACGCCUGGAAAAUUUACUAACAGAGAGUGAUAAAAAGUGCGAGGCUGCUGUCAGAGAUAAAUUGACCACUCUUGAAGAGCAUGCCAAUGAGUUGGAGAAAUACAAGUCGCUUGUCCAGGCUGCGGAUCAACGUUCCGAGGAGUUUAAAAAUGAUUUUCACAAGUCCAAAGACUUGGUCGAACAAUUGGAGCAGACUGUUAAAAGUUUACAGCAGGAAUUGUACAAGGAAAGGUUGAAGAACACAGAAGUUCGCAAUGAAAUGGCUGUUGUUCACAAAGGGCUGGAUACUUGUGAGGCUGAGCUGACGGUUUUGAGACAGGAAAAGGAAAAUUUACUUCUCAAAUUGAAGGAAGAAGAAAAUAGGGUCAUAGACGACGUGGUAAAUACCAAAUUAAAAGAAUUUGAAGCCCAAUUAGAUGCUGCUGAAUUGAAUUUCCAGCUAGAGUUGGAGUCAAAGCAACGAGCGAUCGCUGAAUGUGCUGCGAGGAAGAUUAAAAGCAUUAUUGACAAGCAUCAAGUGGAGAUAAAUUUAAUUGAGGAGAAACAUAAAGAAGAAAAACGAUUGUGGGAAAUCAGGCUUUCUCAGACUAACAAAAAAGCUCAGGCUUACGAAACGCAAUUAACUGCGUACCACAACGCAAAAUCACGGCUUGCUGAGCAAUUACACUCGCUUAUGGAGAAGCAAUAUCACCAGGCUUUACAUAUUUUAACAACUGGAAGUACAGAGACAUUUCAAUUACCUCGGAUUGAUAAAUCCGCGGAAUUAAUUAAUUUGCUAAGCGGAAAUAAUUUCAACAGCACUACAUACUUGGAGCCAGUUAAAUUUAAUUUUAAAGACAAAGAUCAGGAUAAGGAAAGGGAAAAGGAGGAAAAAAGACGAAAAGAUUAUGGAGAAAAAGAUUACGAUGAGUCUGUUGUCACUUAUUGCAACUCUAGUGACGAUUUGCCGGCCAAACAAAGUGAUGAUGAUUUAAAAAAAUAUAUUAAAAUGAUUCUACAGAUGCAAAAUUCUAAAAAAUUUACGGACAAUAAUUUAAUAGAUAAUAACGACAAGUCGUCGUCGUCGCCGUUGGUAUGUCGGGAAGUACCAAAAAAGUAUUAUUUAAAAGCUGAUAGCUCUAAAAAUAACUCCAAUGAGGAGCUGUAUUGUAAUAAGUCUACUGAGGAUAUUAGCACGACAAUAAAUACCGAAUACUUUACGAUAGAGAAGAAUAAAUGUCGUACGCCUCAAGAGAGGCGUAAUCAAGAGAGAGCAAAACCACCAUGGAACUUUGUUGUUUUGUGGAAAAUUGAAGAUGAUAAAUUUAAAUGUCCAAAAGUUCGUGAAAUUAAAAAUUUUGAUAUUAAACAGUUUUUAGGAUCUUGGUACGUUGUUCAAUACUACGCAAGUUCUGAAGAAGCGUUAUCUUACAAGUGCAUGCGUGCUGAAUUUUCACUGUCAAAAGAAAAUGUCAACGAAGUAACAAUGAAUUUUACUUAUAAUUUCAUCGACGACCCGAUAAAUGAAAUGAUUGUCGGGAAUAUUACGUGGAAAAUACCACUGCAGCAUGAUUCUUUUAUAAUGAGCCGUAAAAAAAAUAUCGGAAACAAUGUUAUUUCUUACUUGCGAGAUAAAUUGACUCGGUAUAAUAUUAAUUUAGAGUAUGUAUUUCCGAUGGAACAGAAAAAUUGUAAAUUGUACGACGGAGAUGCUCUGAAGAUAUCUCCGUACUUGGCUGCUAAAAAAGCUUACAACAAAAAGCAUCCUUUCACACAUGAAAAUAAAAGAAAGAACCAGAAAAAGCAGAAUUUGUUCUUUAGCUUCAUCAUCUGA